Hemicordylus capensis (graceful crag lizard) is the source of this 2630-nucleotide messenger RNA. It is a transcript of the gene RHBG, whose product is annotated as Rh family B glycoprotein. Gene Ontology annotation, cellular component: plasma membrane. The coding region runs from base 409 to 1830 and encodes 473 amino acids. Gene Ontology annotation, molecular function: ammonium channel activity. NCBI's taxonomy places the organism in Eukaryota, Metazoa, Chordata, Lepidosauria, Squamata, Cordylidae. Gene Ontology annotation, biological process: ammonium homeostasis; ammonium transmembrane transport. The record is from RefSeq and is a predicted model, not a curated record. The transcript has 10 exons.
CCGCCGCCCGCCCAGUCCGGCCAGGGGGGGACCUGAGUGCUGGAGGGAGCGGAGCUCCCCGCAGGCAGCUGCUGCGAUCCUGGCCAGGCAGCGGGCCAAGCCCGAGAGGCCACAGCCAGCCCGGCCUUCUGGGCACGGGGUGGGUGCCGCCCCCCGGGGGGGGAGGAGGGAGGAGGAGGAGGAGGAGGAGGAACACCCUCUCUGGUGGCUGGCAGGUGAGGAGGAAGUAGGAGAGGAGGAGGAGGGGCAGAGCGGCUCCCUCCCUCCCUGGCCCUCCUCCCCGGGGGCGGCGGCUGCUGCUGCUGCUUUCACUUUCCUCCGCGGGGCCCCUGCCUGCCUGCCUGCCUGCCCUCUUCCUCUUCCUCUUCCUCGUCCGCCCUCCUCCUCCUCCUCCUCCCCCCCAGGACCAUGGCCGGGCCCUCCGCGGCCCCCUCCCCGCCCCUGCUGCGGCUCUCGCUGCCCGCCCUGGGCCUCCUCCUCCAGCUGCUGACCAUCCUCCUCUUCGCCACCUUCGUCUGCUACGGCCGCCACACCAGCGCCAAGCUCUGGCACCAGGAGGAGCUGCGGCUCCCCAACGGCAGCAGCAGCCCCCCCCUGCAGAACCACUUCGACCUGCGCUACCCCAGCUUCCAAGACGUCCACACCAUGAUCUUUGUGGGCUUUGGCUUCCUGAUGACCUUCCUGAAAAGGUACGGCUUUGGCAGUGUGGCCUUCAACUUCCUCAUUGCCGCCUUCGCCAUCCAGUGGUCUGUCCUCAUCCAAGGCUUCCUCCAUUCCUUCCACAAUGGCAAAAUCCACGUGGGGAUCGAAAGCAUGAUCAGUGCCGACUUCUGUGCGGGGGCUGUCCUCAUCUCCUUCGGGGCGGUGCUUGGCAAAACGAGCCCCGUCCAGCUGCUGCUCAUGGCCGGGUUCGAGGUCACCCUCUUCGGCAUUAACGAAUACAUCCUGCUGAACCUUCUUGGGGCCAAGGAUGCAGGCGGCUCCAUGACCAUCCACACCUUCGGGGCCUACUUUGGGCUGAUGGUCUCCCGGAUGCUGUACCGCCCCCACCUGGACCGCAGCCAGCAGCGGGAAGGGUCCACCUACCAUUCCGAUCUCUUUGCCAUGAUCGGCACGCUGUUCCUGUGGCUCUUCUGGCCGAGCUUCAACUCCGCCAUCACGGCGCACGGAGACGACCAGCAACGGGCAGCCCUGAACACCUACUUCUCCCUGGCUGCCAGCACCCUGGCCACUUUCGCCACCUCCGCCCUGCUGAACGAAGGAGGCAAACUGGACAUGGUUCACAUCCAGAACGCGGCCCUGGCCGGGGGCGUCAUUGUCGGGACUUCCGCGGAGAUGAUGCUCACCCCCUUUGGGGCCUUGAUCGCCGGCGUCUUGGCUGGCCUGGUGUCGACACUCGGCUUCCAGUUCCUCACCCCCCUUCUGGCCUCCAGGCUGAAGAUCCAGGACACCUGCGGGGUGCACAACCUUCACGGGAUGCCCGGGGUCCUGGGGGCCCUGCUUGGCGCGCUGGUAGCAGUCCUGGCGACCCCAGAGAUCUACGGCGAAGGGAUGGCCGACGUCUUCCCUUUGGUGGCUGCCGGGAGGCGGACGGUGGCCUUCCAAGGCCUCUUCCAGCUGAUGGGCCUGCUGGUCUCUCUGGGGAUGGCCGUGGUUGGCGGCUGCCUUGUGGGCGCCAUCCUGAAGAUGAGAAGUCUCGGGGCUCCCCUCGACCGGCAGUGCUUUGAAGAUCAGAUCUACUGGGAGGUGCCUGAGGAUCAUCACGAGGGGCUUCAGUGCCUGGAGGCCGUGAGUACCCAGGAGCCAGACAGAGAUGCAACAAGUGCCUGACAGGAUUCGGCCCGAGCACCUCCCCCAGCUGCUGGGCUGAAGCAGCCUCAGUGCCCACAGACCCCUUGUGUUUGGGGGGGGGUCCCAUGAGGCUCCGUUUAGCUGGGUCUGUCUGAGCACAGGGGGUCUGUCACAUGAGGAGAUCUCCCCACACGAUCCCUUGUCUGGUCAAGAAGAGGCCACGAGGACUGGCUGUGGAGGCGGCAGCGGCGGCAGCGACCCCCACGCACACUCAGUUGCCAAGGCGAGGCAUUCUGAGCCUCCAGCAGCCUCUGCACUGGACUGGCUGUGAUGACUCUGCAGAGGGCCUUUUGCACAUGCUCAGGGGCACUCCCUUCUGCAACAUGACUUCACAUGUUCUCAAGCUGGGCCACAGAGCAUGGGAGCCAUUUCUCUGCUGGAGAGCAGACCCUGGGGACAGCAGAACUACUGCAGGGCACCCCUGGGGAGGUGAUGGGCAGGGAGAACCCACAGGGCCCACAGGCACAGCACCUGGGGAGGCACACCUCUUGGCCGCACCUGCCUUCCCUUGAUGGGCUCCUUUGGUUUGUCUCUCCCAGACUGCCAGGACCUCCUCCCCAAAGGCAGCUGGCUCUGGGUCAGGUCCCUAGCAGCCAUCUUUCCCCCCUAGCUGGCGGGACAGAUUCCCAAUGAUUUCCUUGGCUAGAAACACCCUCUUUCUAGAACUCUUGAGGGGAAACAAGCACCUCAGGGCAAUGAUUGAAACAGAAGGAGAGGUUGAAAUAGAUGUAUUUCUGCUGCUGAUCUGUAUUUUUAUGUCAAUAUCAUUCCUAACCUGG